CCGUCCCGGCGCUUCCGGCGGCACUGGUGCGGGCUCGGGCUGUGGCUGCGGCUCUGCCAUGGGGAAGAAGCACAAGAAGCACAAAGCGGAGAAGGCAGAAUGGCGCUCGACCUCCGCCACCGCCUACAGCGAUUAUGUGGAUAAACCUUUGGAAAAACCCUUAAAGCUGGUGCUUAAAGUUGGAGGAAGUGAAGUGACCGAACUCUCUGGGUCAGGGCAUGAUUCUAGUUACUACGAUGACAGAUCAGAUCAUGAGCGAGAACGACAUAAAGAAAAGAAGAAAAAAAAGAAAAAAAAGUCUGAGAAAGAAAAAGAAAAGCAUCUAGAUGAUGAAGAAAGAAGAAAGAGAAAGGAAGAGAAAAAGAGGAAAAGAGAGAAAGAACAGUGUGACACUGAAGGAGAAACUGAUGACUUUGAUCCUGGGAAAAAAGUAGAGGUUGAACCUCCUCCAGAUCGUCCUGUCAGAGCAUGCAGAACUCAACCAGCUGAAAAUGAGAGCACACCAAUCCAACAAUUACUAGAACACUUCCUUCGCCAGCUUCAAAGGAAAGAUCCUCAUGGGUUUUUCGCUUUUCCAGUCACGGAUGCCAUCGCUCCUGGAUAUUCCAUGAUAAUAAAACACCCUAUGGAUUUUGGCACGAUGAAGGAAAAAAUCGCAGCAAAUGAAUACAAAUCAGUCACUGAAUUCAAGGCAGAUUUUAAACUGAUGUGUGAUAAUGCAAUGACUUACAACAGACCAGAUACUGUUUACUACAAGCUAGCCAAGAAGAUACUGCACACAGGCUUUAAGAUGAUGAGCAAAGAACGGCUGUUAGCUUUGAAGCGCAGCAUGUCGUUUAUGCAGGACAUGGAUUUUUCUCAGCAGGCAGCUCUUUUGGGUGAUGAAGAUACAGCAGUUGAAGAACCUGUCCCUGAAGUUGUUCCUGUACAAGCAGAGACUACCAAGAAAUCCAAAAAGCAAAAUAAAGAAGUUAUUAGAGAGAAAUUCUUAGCUAAGCAAAUGGAAGAAGAUAACCCAGGAGAGAGAAAUGGAUUUGGUGUGAGGAGAUGCUCUACCCAGUACCUAAGCUGCAUUUUUGAACCUGAGGGAAACGCGUGCAGCCUGACGGACAGCACUGCUGAAGAGCAUGUCCUGGCGCUAGUGGAACAUGCAGCGGAUGAAGCUCGGGAUAGGAUCAAUCGAUAUCUGCCCAACAGCAAGAUUGGUUAUCUGAAAAAAAAUGGAGAUGGAACUUUAUUAUUUAGCGUAGUAAAUUCAUCUGAUCCUGAAGCAGAAGAGGAAGAGACUCACCCAGUGGAUCUGAGUUCGCUGUCAAGCAAAUUAUUACCUGGCUUCACUACACUGGGCUUUAAAGAUGAACGAAGAAAUAAAGUAACCUUUCUUACAAGUGCUAAUACAGCACCUUCCUUGCAAAACAACUCUAUAUUUCAUGAUUUGAAACCGGAUGAGAUGGAACUCUUGUACUCGGCAUAUGGUGAUGAAACUGGAAUACAGUGUGCCUUAAGCUUACAAGAAUUUGUGAAGGAUGCUGGAAGUUACAGCAAGAAAAUAGUGGAUGAUCUUCUGGACCAGAUCACUGGUGGCGAUCAUUCCAAAACUAUUUAUCAGCUAAAGCAGAGGCGAAACAUCCCAGUAAAACCACUGGAUGAAGCUAAGGUUCUGCCAGUUCUUAUAAAAGAAGAACACAAGUUGCAUAAUACCUGUCUGGAUUCUUCCAAACAGAUUAUGGUUGGAGAAUCUGCUGGAGACAGUAACUCUUCUGACUUGGACUUUCUCUCUAUGAAACCAUAUUCAGAUGUAUCUCUUGAUAUUUCUAUGUUAAGUUCGUUAGGAAAAGUAAAGAAGGAGCUUGACCAUGACGAUAAUCAUUUACAUCUGGAUGAAACAACUAAGCUGCUGCAGGACCUUCAUGAAGCUCAGGCUGACAGAGUGGGAUCCCGGCCUUCAUCCAAUUUGAGUUCCCUCUCCAAUACCUCUGAAAGAGACCAACAUCAUCUUGGAAGCCCCUCUCAUCUGAGUGUUGGAGAACAGCAAGACAUGGUUCAUGAUCCCUAUGAAUUUCUUCAGUCUCCAGAAACCUCAAAUGCCACUAGUAACUAAUCUGACAUGUACUAUAUAUAUUUUGUAUUUUAAUUGUAUUAUGUUUUUAUAAAGUUUUUGUCCAUGACAGAAACCUCAAUUUUGUCCUCUUUUGUAUGAGGAUUCCUGUAUAAUAUUAAUGUAUAUGCAGGAUUAAACAAGCAAACAAACAAAAAAAUAAAAGAAAAAUCUACUUAGUGCAUUGUGUUUUUAGCAAUGUACCAAGAACUGCUUUCAAUUUGUGCAUUAAGGGAGGUUGUUGGCUACUGGUGUGUGAGUCUUGACUGAAAAACAACAAAUAAUGUGUUAGAAAAAUUUGUAUUUUAUAGAAAUUAAAAAGUUAUAAUUUUCCCAGAAUCAUAGCAACAGUCAUUAAAUGUUUCUGCUAUAUUUAUCUACUAGUUCUGUUGAGAUCUUAAUCUGAACAUAUCCAAGGAGAAACAAAGAACUAUUUGAAUUGGGAUCAUUGUUUUUUCCCACCUCCUAAUGCUAAUAAUAUGCAGAAGAUACUUAAUUUGAGAGUAACCAGUACUUGGUAGUUGCAGUAAAAUGCUCACUACAAGACUUCUACCCUGGAUUUGAAAAAGAUGGGUGUUUUUGUGAUCCCUUGUAUCUUGAAACACCAAGAAAAUACAAUACUUGUAUUUUUUAAUAUGACACGUAGAAUGGGAAAAAUAUUGAAUAAGGUGUGCUUUUCAGUAAUUUCAAAAUAAAACUUUUAUAAUACACUAGGAUAAUACAUCAGUAGCGAAACUGAGGGCUUUUGUACUAUUGCUAUGUGCAAGCAGACAAAUGUUAUAAAUUUACCAUAUUUUGUAAAUAUUAAUAAAAAUAGAAAAGCAGUUUUGAUGUUUGCAAAUAUCUUGUUCUUUCCAGGAGAAAAUUUGCUUCCUUUACUAAGUCUGAAAUAGUAGGAGUUUUGGGUCUGAAUUUAUAUGCUACUUCAAAGAUAAAUGUCACCAUGCCACAUGUAGCUAUAAACAAAAAAGAAAAACACCUGUGAAUGUUUAGGUACCAUCAAGGAAGUCUGUCAGAUAACUGAUGGCAAAGCUUUGAUAAAGUCUAAAUAGGGAGAUUUUGUUCAUUCAAAGCAGAUAUGCUGAAGAAAGCAUACAGCUUGGUUUUUCUGUUGGGAGUUGUCAGGAAUGUGUGUGGCAAUGUGGGUCUCUCUGCUGCUCUUGCAUUCUGAUUUAUCAUGGCCAGGGGUUCUUGGAAGUAACACGUAUGAUCUGCUGCACUGUGACAGUGUUGACUGUUGGAAAGUGUUUGCAUGGACACACAGCCUUGUUUCGCUCUGUAGCUCCCUAAAAUAAUUUUAAUUGAAAAGUGUCUUUAUAACUAAUAUGGUCUUGAUCUCUAAUAGGUCUAAUUUCUCAUACAGUAAAUAUAAAUUGAUUCCUGUAAUAUACUCUAAGUGAUAGUUGCAGUUGGUGAGGAAAUCUUUAUUGAAACACUUGCUGUUGAAUUGCCUGCCUGAGCUCUUGAAUAAAAUUCCACAGUAGAAUGUUCAAAA
This is a messenger RNA of Myiozetetes cayanensis, 3593 nucleotides long. RefSeq names its product bromodomain containing 9 (gene BRD9). Gene Ontology annotation, cellular component: nucleus. Bases 59 to 2101 code for a protein of 680 amino acids. NCBI's taxonomy places the organism in Eukaryota, Metazoa, Chordata, Aves, Passeriformes, Tyrannidae. The transcript has 18 exons. Gene Ontology annotation, biological process: regulation of transcription by RNA polymerase II. The record is from RefSeq and is a predicted model, not a curated record.